GAAGAUAAGCAAAGCACCCUCGAGCUUCACCACAUGCUACAUAUGCCUAGUACGCUAAAUACUACUGUACUCCCUUUUCCCCAAACGGCCCUUAAAACUCCCUUCUUCGGUAGGUGCGUUUAAAACUUCUCUUGAUUGGGGAAAUCAGAAAUGUUGGGGUUUACAGCAGCAAGGCUUUUGGAGCAAGAACAUUUCUCAGCUUCGAGGAGAAGAGUAUCUCAUCUUCGAGUAGAAGAGUAUAAGAUGGAAUUUCAUCAGCUGCUUAACUGCAAAAUUCCCACCUAAAAAUGCAGGUUCUUGUUCGUCGUUGAUGGUUUUAGUCUUCAGAAAACCAGGUUCUUUGUUGAUGUUUCUUCUCAUGUUUUCUUUAUUUGGGAAUGCUUCGUUAGUAUCUUUUUACAAGUCUAUUAUGCGAUUAUACAUGGAAUACCUUCGAUGCCCAUAGUUGUCUGCCAAAAAGCAGAAAUCCCUUUUAUAUUUAGGCUUGUUGAUUUCACAGUAUCUCGAGACCUGCUGUUUAUGUACUGAAAGAUUGAAAUAAAGAAAAGUACUUAUGGCUGAUCCUCCAGAAAAGAAGAUGCUUAAAAGAAUCCCAGAUGGUGAUAAUAUCGACAGGUUGAGUGCACUUCCGAACUGUGUUCUGCUUCGCAUCCUUUCGCGUUUCAGGACAAAAGAUGCUGCAGCAACCUCAGUUCUGUCCACUAGAUGGAGAGAUCUUUUUGUUUCUCUUCCUGAUGUUAAUCUAAGUUUCCGUGUGGAUAGUGAUGCUUCUGACCGUGAUAGGAUGUUCUUUGAUUUUAUAGAUUUUGCCAAUAGAGUGGUUCGACAGCGGAAUAAGGCUUCAAUUGGAAAGAUUGAAGUCUCUGUGAUGCAUUUUGUUAAAAGUUACCGCCUGGCUUUUGAGUCAUUGUUGGUAUCUGCCGCUGCUGCACUUUCUUCUUGCAAUGUCCAACAACUCCUUAUUUCGGUUCGAAUCGAUAAAACAACUGAGCGAUUUUCUAUACCUAUUCCACCUGGAAUUUUUUCAUCUAAAACUCUGGUUUCUUUAACAUUGAGCUUUGAGGUGGAUUGGAAUGUCCCUGAUUUUGUUUGGUUGCCAAACCUCAAGUAUCUUUACUUAUUUGAAUUCAGAUUGGUAGAUGAAGAUUCUAUUCAGAGGCUUCUUCAAGGUUGCCCUUUACUUGAACAACUGAUGUUAUUUGUGCAAUCAUUCAGCUAUGAGAGUGAGAGUGAAGAAGGCAUUGAAGUUGAAGUUCUUCAUAUCUCGAGUCCCUCAUUGAAGAGCCUGGUGCUCUGUUGGAAUGCAAAAGUUGAAUUAGAGUUCACUGUUGUUGUGCAGUCAGAAAAUCUCGAGUCUUUGGUAUGCUCCCUCAAGGGGCAGCACAAAGUUACCAUAGAUGCCCCAAAUCUGAAGUCCCUGACUGUUGAGGGUGAUGUACUUGAAGUACACAUAAAUCAAAGUCUAGUAUCUAUUGACAAGGCAGUAGUACGAGCCGAAUUUCUGCAUAAUGUGACAAAUGACAGUGACUUAUUUUUACGUGUUCAGCAUGCUUUUAAGUUUAUUAGUGGGUUGCAAAAUGUGAAAUCACUGACUUUGUCAGAGAACAUUCUGAAGGCUCUCUAUUUCUCUCAACCGGCAUUGCCAACUUUCAGAAAUUUGAUCAAGCUGGAGCUUAUACCUGUCUAUUGCUAUUAUUUUCCUCGUAGCUGCAUCUUACAGGUGUUAUCAAACUUAUUUGAAAGUUCCCCUAAACUUGAAGUGCUUAUCUUCAGUGAGGUGUUCAAGAACUACUUUGGCGAAGACGAGGAAUUUGGUUCUGUUUUUCUGCAGGCACUUCCACUAACUUUUAUUGGACAUCUUAAGGUAAUUGAAAUGACUAAUUUUAGAGGGGAAGAACAUGAAUUCAAGCUGAUAGAGUAUUUUUUGAAGAACGGAAAAUCAUUGAAGAAGAUGGCUCUCGAAAGAGAGGCUAGAGAGGAUUGGAAGUGUGUACCAGAAGAUUGUGAGAGGAUAUUGUCAUUCAAGAAGUGCUCAGAUGAUUGUCAGAUUGUAUUAAAAAAGAAAUGGGAUCAUAUAACGUGCCCAAAAUUCCGACAGUUGCUGAACCUAUCUCCUUAGCGUAUUCUUUAGUGGCAAACUGAUAAAUAUAUAAUUCAGCUGUAGAAUAAGAAAUUUUGGCUUCAUGGAUAUAACAUCUUUGAGCCAAAUUUUCUGUGUAAUUGGAUUGUAGUCUAAAUUUUAGUAUUAAUGCGCUGGGAAAGGGUAAAAGCUGAGUAGAUUUGCAGUCUUUAUGAGAACCUUCAGCUUAAAAGUUUUUCUGAAUCAGUCAAUUACUCCUUUUUUUAAUUUGAUUUUGAUGACCCCUGCCGUAGAAAUGUCAGCAAGUUUUCAAGAGAAUGCCGGUUUCUCUCAGGUUCUUCUCGGGGAAGACCUGAUUAAUUAACCAACAAUUGCUUGACUAGAUCGGAAUAUGGCUAAACAGGUGAUUGGGAUCCGUUAUGACUACAAUUUCUUUUGGUUGGAGUGAUUAGUUCGUUGUUAAAUUCAUUAACUAGAAGUUUUGUUUAAUGGGAUAUGAUGGUUGGGGAUAAAUUGUAGUAUGGAAAUAUGGUGAAAGAUAUUAUAUUGCACUUGGGAAAUGGACAAUGAUUUGGACAUAUAGGUUUAUGUACCUACACUUUGAGAUUUUUCAGUUGACAAGCAUGCAUUUCUUCCUUUUACUUUGCCUUCCUCAAUUUGAAGCUUCUCAUUCAAGUUACAUGAGUAUAGGACUUCAUAAUUGUAAGCAGUCAAUUGUUUGUCUUCUUCUCCGCUGUAUGAAGGUACCUCAUUACUCUCUAAGUUACUGACUUUUAAAAAUAUUGACCAUGCUGUCCCUUGGAACUCAUUAUUAUCUUUAUGUCCAAAAUAUUGACCAUUCUGUUCCUUGGAACUCAUUAUUAUCUUUAUGUACAUGCCUAUUUGUGGAAGACAUCCCCAAGCUUACUUCAUGCGACUCCUAAUCUUGAACUGCAUAUCUUUCAUCUAGUAACUCAUGAUUAUCUGUUUGGUUGUAGAAUUAAUUUCAGAUUCUUUUGCACUAACUAAUUUUUGUAAUCAUUUAUGUGAUUGGGAACAACCUCAGAGGGAUGGAGGAGUUUGAGUUUGUUCUGCCAGAGGCUAUUUAAGUAGGCUUCUUUAAACAUCAUAGGAAGACAGAUAUCAUGAUCUUUAUAAAGGAUGAAUAGGAACUUAGGUUAGUUGAUUUUGUUGGAAAAAUUGAAAAUAUUUGAUCAAAGAAGACUUUUGGUGGAGAUAUAGAGCUUUUCUAAGUAUUCAUUAGAAAUGUUUCCAUGGGAUUUUUUCAUUCAACAAAAACUCUGAGACUUGUGAAAUUGUGUCUGAUAGGAAGAAAGAAUGGGAUUAAGCAGCAUUUGGCAUAUUGUGAAUAGGAUGGGCUUUUUCUUUUUCUUCAUUGGGUGGGGGAGGUGGUGGUUCUUGUUCUUUUGCAACUGGUAUGACUUGUCUGGUGGUAUGCGCUUACUUGUUAACAUCCUGUGAGGUUUAUGCUGCUUGAUAUUCUGCCUUACGACCCAUUGUAUUUUGGGUUUUGUUUGUGAAGACCAGAUUAAUCGUCAGCUAUACAUUUAUGAAGUUCUACCUGAAUCCAUAUGUGCUGCUAUUGUCAAUUUUUUUUGAAGUAGUUCUUAAAGCGAUGCAUCUGUUAAUGGCAGAACUAGGUACUGAUGUUGUGCAUUUCCAAAUGUAAAUGUACAUUAUGUUGUGUGUGUGUAUAGGACAGAAUGAAAGAAUUUAAGAAAAGCACCCAAUAUCGGUUUUCUCAGUCUAGGAGUGGCUAUACCUAUCAUGGUUUUUUAGCACUCCACAGCUGCAGAUUUCUAUUACUUGACAUUGUUCAUCUUUUCAGUCAUACAUGAGUUGACUCCUGACGUAAAAUCUCAGAUUUUCUGGUUUAUACAUGUGCAUGGAUGUGACAUUAGGAGUAAAUUAUCUGGUUGAAAGGUAGCAUUAAAACUCCUGGGAAAAGAAUAGCUUUGAAAAUUUUGUGUCAGCUCCAAAAGUAAGGAGGUUUUUGGAUAUUACUCUUAUAUUUCUAAUCUUGUAGAACUCUAAUCUUAUGCUUUUAGUAACUUGUAUUCUUUUGUCAGAAUAUUUAAAGAAAACUAUUCAAAAAGUUUAAGACUAAUUCCAGAACUGCAACAAGCUGCUUUGACAAGUUACAGAAAUCACAAGAUAAGAUAGGAAACAACGUAAUCUACACAACAAAUUAUUCAACUUGCUGGUUAAUUUGGACUCUCCUUGAAGAUUUUUCAAGGAAUCAGCACACCAGCAGAUGCUAAAAGUACUGAUCCAGGACUGCAUGAAACUGCUGGAGUACUUUCAGGAGGCUUAUUUAUGUUUUUACCAUCUUGAAACAUGGUACGAUUGUUGAUGUUAUAUUAUGUAAGUAGGCUUUUAGCAUGCCUAUUGGAGCUUGCAGUCCUAUCUACUUUGGUGUUCCUGUGUUGCCUUGAAAAUGCUAGAUCUUGAUAGGAUGUAAAUCGGUUUAGGAUCCAAGAGGCACCUGCUGUCUUGCCUGUAUAUCAACUGUCAUGCUCUGUUUUUAUGGAAUACUUACCCAA
Messenger RNA from Coffea arabica (coffee), 4623 nucleotides. Its product is annotated as F-box/FBD/LRR-repeat protein At5g22660-like. The record is from RefSeq and is a predicted model, not a curated record. Gene Ontology annotation, molecular function: protein binding. NCBI's taxonomy places the organism in Eukaryota, Viridiplantae, Streptophyta, Magnoliopsida, Gentianales, Rubiaceae.